UUAAAUAAAUUAUUAACAUACAAGUAGUGUCAUGGUUCCCCACUUUCUUAAAUCUUGCCCGAUCAAGCAGUACUUCUUCCUUCAUUCAUCCUCUACCAUCACGAUUCGGCUAUAUCUUGAUAUUUUCUUGUGUAUCCUAUAUGGGAUCAGGAUACUAUCUUUUUGAAUAAUUGGUUUUAAGUGUAAGAUACUAUCAAUUCGCUUAGUGAGACGCAUAUGUUUUGUGUAUUUUCAAUUAGAGGCUUUCUCCAUCAAUCGAAGGAAGAGCUUCUCUCAUAUUUUUUUUUCAACGAGAGCCCUUCACAUUAACAAUGAAAAAGCGCGAGUCUCUGUAAUUUCCAGAUAAGACACAGUGGUUGUGUUAAGCUUAUAACAAUAGAAGCAGAUUUUGUAAACAUUUGGAGUUGGCGAGUGAUCUGCAUCAACAAUUAAUAAUGACAAUGAAGAUGAAGGGAAUCUACAAAAGCUUCAAAUCAAUCUCUCAUAUAUUUGUUGAGAAAGACAUAGAUAUGGAAAUUGGGUACCCAACAGAAGUAAAGCAUGUGGCUCAUGUAGGCUGGGAGGGCUCCUCUGGCAGUGCUCCUGCAUGGAUGAGUGAAUUCAAAGCAGCAGUGGAGCCUUUAUCUCCAAGAGCAUCAUCUUUUAGUCAUGCAACACAUUCGAAUUCUUUCUUGCCCCUUUCUUCAUCCACUGAUUUUGAUCAGAGCUCAAGCCAACCAACUAUAUCAGAUAGGCUAAGGGAUGUGCCACCAAUUCCAGUAGGUAUAUCCAAGGUUCAUACUAAGAGCAAGAAUAGGAGAAAGAAACCAUCUUCAUCAUCACCAAGAUCCAAAUUACCAUCUCCAAAAUCUUCAAGAUCUGCAGGUUUAUCUAAAUAUUCGUUCAAAUCAAUGACAACUCGGUUGAACUCUAAUGCAUAAAGGUGAAUUUAAUCAAACUAAAAAUCAUAACUUGUGUCACACAUUACAUUAUGUAUAAGGAACUUUUUUGAUAGUUGAACUGGUGGUUUUCUUUUUGUUCAGAGUUUUUUAUUUUGUAGUUCUUGGAUUUGAACUUCUAUGUACAUUGUCAAAAUAAUUACAAGAAAAGAAAAAUAUAUAAUUUG
Messenger RNA from Raphanus sativus (radish), 1105 nucleotides. Its product is annotated as CRIB domain-containing protein RIC11-like. Bases 435 to 920 code for a protein of 161 amino acids. The transcript is spliced from 5 exons. Lineage: Eukaryota; Viridiplantae; Streptophyta; Magnoliopsida; Brassicales; Brassicaceae. The record is from RefSeq and is a predicted model, not a curated record.